Molecule: messenger RNA, 3204 nt
Organism: Paecilomyces variotii
Lineage: Eukaryota; Fungi; Ascomycota; Eurotiomycetes; Eurotiales; Thermoascaceae
Exons: 7
Coding region: 1-3204 (1067 amino acids)
Biological process (GO): cell redox homeostasis; cellular oxidant detoxification
Cellular component (GO): mitochondrion; cytosol
Molecular function (GO): protein binding; peroxiredoxin activity
Source: RefSeq, a predicted model, not a curated record
AUGGCUCAGGAACAGCGUGCUGCCCCUCUCCGUCUCGGCUCCAUCGCCCCCAACUUCGACGCUGAGACCACCGGCGGAAAGAUCAACUUCCACGAGUUCAUCGGUGACAACUGGGUCGUCCUCUUCUCCCAUCCUCUCGAGCCUGAGUUCGCUGCUCGUGGUGUCAAGCUCAUCGGUCUGAGCGCCAACAACAUCGACUCCCACAAGGAGUGGAUCAAGGACAUUGACGAGGUUACCGGCUCCAACCUCAAGUUCCCCAUCAUCUCCGACCCCGAGCGCAAGGUCGCCCACCUCUACGACAUGGUUGACUACGAUGACACCACCAACGUCGACCAGAAGGGCAUUGCCCUCACCAUCCGUUCCGUCUUCGUUAUCGACCCCAAGAAGAAGAUCCGUCUGAUCAUCAGCUACCCCGCCUCCACUGGCCGUAACACCGCCGAGGUCCUCCGUGUCGUUGAUGCUCUCCAGACCACCGACAAGAACGGUGUCACCACUCCCAUCAACUGGCUUCCCGGUGAUGACGUCGUCAUCCCUCCUACCGUCUCCACUGAGGACGCCCAGAAGAAGUUCGGUGAUGUCCGCGUUGUCAAGCCUCUGAGCAGCGCAGACGCCGGAAAGGAUGAUGGGCUGGCGACGCACGCUUCUGCAGCUGCCGCUGGAGCGUCUUCUGCGGCAACUCAGCAGAACCCGGUGGCCGGCCCUAUCAAUCUGUCUGGGUUAGUCUGCAACGUACGCAGGACGACAGGCAGAGAGCCUCACGCUCUUGUCGGGGCUACAACAACUAUUCUGGGCGACAAGCUAUACGUUUUUGGUGGCCGUAUGCUAUCGAGGACUCGUCCGCAGCUGACAUCCGAUCUAUAUGAGCUUGAUCUGAUUCGACGGCAUUGGACGAAGGUAGAAGCCACAGGAGACAUUCCUCCACCCCGUUAUUUUCACAGCAUGUGCGCUUUGGGUGACACUAAGCUCGUCUGCUACGGAGGCAUGUCUCCGGCGCCUACCUCCAAGGAUAGUCCUGGCGGCACUUCUGCAGGCGCGGAACCGCAGGCUGAGAAAGUUACGGUCAUGUCAGAUAUACAUAUAUUUGAUGUCCUGACGAGGGCGUGGACUCUGGUCCCGACAAAUGGUUCGCCGCAAGGUCGCUAUGCACACUGUGCCACCAUAUUGCCAUCGAGUGCAUAUUUCACGUCCGCAAACGCUCCUCUAUCUGCGAUUCAUCACAAUCCUUCGUCGUCGGCUCCGCACCAGGGCUCAAUUGGCGUGGACAUUGAUGGCCAGGGCGGAGCAGAGAUGAUAGUCGUCGGGGGCCAAGACGCUUCCAACCACUAUAUCGAGCAGAUCAGUGUCUUUAACCUCCGGAACCUGCAGUGGACUGCCACAUCCAGUCUUGGGAGAAGCUGUGGUGCGUAUCGGAGUGUUGUAGCACCACUGACAGGAAUGGACGCCUCCGAAGUGGGGGCCGAGUCUACCGACCAGGAAGCAUCCCGGACGCCAGUUGAUACUGAUGGUAAAGGGUCGCCAAUGCUUAUAUACUCAAAUUACAAUUUCUUGGAUGUGAAGCUGGAGCUUCAGAUACGCCUUCCAGAUGGCCGGUUGGUUGAGAAGCCAAUGCAGAGUCAAGCCUCCCCUCCUGGUCUGAGGUUUCCCAAUGGCGGCGUGAUCAACGGACAUUUCGUUGUCAGCGGCACCUACCUUACAUCCUCCAAACAGGAGUACGCUCUAUGGGCGCUCGAUCUGAAGACCCUCACGUGGUCCCGGAUUGACGCUGGGGGCACAAUUUUUGGCCACGGAAGUUGGAACCGUGGUGUCUUGUGGGAACGCAGGAACAUGUUCGUGAUCCUUGGGCACCGCAAGAGGAGUCUAGUUGAGGACUACAAUCACCGGAGGAUCAAUUUCUCUCACGUCUGUAUGGUCGAGCUGGAGGCGUUCGGACUGUACAAUAACCCUUGCAGGACAGCACCGACAUCCGGAUACGUCUCCCCAAAGCUGGCACAGUUGACGUCUGGAGGAAGGCCCUUCUCUUCUGCUUCGGAUGCUUUGGGCAAACUUGCCAUGUCCUUCAUUGAGGUUGCAGAUAUGGAAAUCCAGGCCGUGGGCGGAGAACGGAUACCCGUCAGUUCGCGCAUCCUGAGCCGCAGAUGGGGUCCCUUUUUCAUUCAGCUCGUGAGGGAAUCCUCCGACAGUGGGAUCUCGGAUUCUGAGACUCUGCGGCCUACCACUGGAAUGUAUCCCAGUCGCAAUUCUGUCGUCACGAUCACUCCUCCAGUCCGCAAGAACAGCGCUUAUUCCGUCGCUACCACUCUCGUCAACGAUCAAGCUUCCAGUAUCAAAAGCCCGCCGUCUUUUAUGUCUAACCUUGAGAUACCCUCUGCGCAUGGCUUGGCUCCUACAUCUCGUCCCCGCGUUCUCUACCUACCUCACACGUACCUGACCAUCCAACUUCUUGUUUACUAUCUCUAUACGUCUUCACUUCCUCCGAUCUCCUCUCCGCUGUGCACGCCGCAAAUCCUAUGUUCACUUCUUCAACUUGCGCGUCCCUACCAGGUCGAUGGUCUUUUGGAAGCCACCGUGGAAAGGCUUCACCAAGUACUUGACGGAAGGAAUGCGGCCGCUGUCUUCAAUGCGGCCGCCAUGGCUGCUGGAGGAGGCCGCGGAACAGGCUUUGUCAGUGGGCCAAGUGGUACGCUUGAAGCUCUCAACGGAGUACACGCUGCGCAUGAGUACAGCCGGCAGAAUUCCGUCGCCACUGGUCAACAGAGUGUCCUAACAUCGGACUCUUCGGACACCGAGCCGGGCGGCCUAGGAGGAGGUAGGGCAGACCCAACGAGUUCUCGAGAACUGCCGCUUCGUUUCAACACUGGCUUUCGCAAAAAGCAGCCGCGAAGAAUGCCUUCCUCGGAUCGGGACCGCGAGGACUCUAUCAGCAAUGCCAGUACUGCCACUUCAGCGUCGACGGGGACGAGCCAUAGUCAGGCGGAGUCCGAUAUCAUCGGUGAAAACGCUCGUCCAGGCCUUCGAAGCCGACGUCACACAGAUGCCGAUGGACAGUUUGAGGAGAUCUGGUCUGGAGAUGUUAGCAGUGUCAUUGGUCUCCAGAAACGUGGACUGCGUGGUCUGAUGGAGGGCCGGAGGCUGAGGGAACGCAGUGCCAAACCCAUGGGCAGUGGAGCUGGGGGCGCGCCUAUGGAUGGACAUACGAACAUUUAA